Molecule: messenger RNA, 1461 nt
Organism: Saccostrea echinata
Lineage: Eukaryota; Metazoa; Mollusca; Bivalvia; Ostreida; Ostreidae
Product: piggyBac transposable element-derived protein 4-like
Exons: 1
Coding region: 1-1461 (486 amino acids)
Source: RefSeq, a predicted model, not a curated record
AUGGUGGAAAACAUACUUGACAUAUUUCUAUCGAACAGCAAUUCUGAUGAAUUUGAGGGAUUUACAGAAGCAGAUAUUGAAGCAAUAGAGAGAAGAAGUAUCGGUAGUGAUAUUUCUCUAUCUGAUUUUGAGGAUUCAUCUUCGGAAGAAGAGUCAGAGGAGGAAAUAGACGACGCAACCUGGUCACGACAGUUACACAAACCAAACGUGACUGAAUUUACAGAGGAAGUUGGCCCAUCUUUUGUGCUGGACGAGGACAAGAAAGAAUUGGAUUUUUUCUUGAAAUUCUUUCCUACAACCUUGAUUGAAAAAAUUGUGGAAGAAACCAACGGUUAUGCCGCGAGAUCAAUUGUCACACGACCCGACAAAAUUUGGGUGCCUACCACGAUUCCCGAGAAGAUGGCGUUCUUAGGAAUCCACAUCAUUUUUUCAGUCCUCGGAGUGCCGUCAUAUACACUGGCGUGGAAAUCAACAUGGCCAUUUGAAAUACCCAGUAUUCCAACCAUCAUGACCAGGACUCGUUUUGAAAGAAUCUCAAAAUAUUUCCAUAUGAAUGACACCACACAAAACCCAGCCCGAGGACAACCAAGACAUGACAAACUGUGUCACAUCAGGCCAGUUAUUGACAAACUCUCUGAAACUUGUCAUGAAAACUAUCAUCCCCACAAAGAACAAUCAGUUAAUGAAGGUAUGAUAGCUUUUAAAGGAAGACUGUCCUUUAAACAGUACUUGCCAGCCAAGCCAACUAAAUUUGAGAUUAAAGUGUGGGAACGAGCCUCACCAAAAAAUGGAUACGUGCACGAGUUUCAAAUGUAUAUGGUACGUGAAGCUGGCGGUUGUACAGAAGAAGGAUUAGGAUCUCGUGUUGUGAAAGACUUGACUCGGAAACUUGUUCACAAGUCUCAUGUUGUUUACAUGGACAAUUUCUUCUCAAGUCCCGAACUAUACGAACAGCUGUUACGUGAAGGUGUUUACUGUUGUGGAACCAUUCGAGUGAACCGUCGUGGUAUGCCAGAGGCCAUAAAGAGUGCGAAAUUAAAGAAUAGGGGUGACAGUCUAACAAUGCAGAAAGGAAAUCUUGUAGCCACUGCUUGGAAGGGCAAAAAAGUUGUUACUUAUCUAAGUACAAACUGUGACCCUACUCAUGAAAGGAUCAUGCAAAGGCAUCAGAAAGAUGGAACUAGAAAAGAUGUGUCAGCUCCUAGUGUCUCAGAACUGUACAUGUUUGGAGUUGACUUAGCGGAUCAGAAGAGGAUGCAGUACUCUACCUGCAGAAAGGCCAAAAAAUGGUACAAAUACUUGUUUUGGUUUUGCUUCGACUUGGCCGUAAAUGCACUCAUCUGUAUGCAGGAAUCGCCCAACCACAAACUGAGAACCAAAACAAACAAAGAAAAAAAAAAGGACCCAACUGGACUUCAGAAAGGCUUUGGCCCAGCAAAUGAUUGGAGACUUCAGGGGUAG